This is a messenger RNA of Spirometra erinaceieuropaei, 3228 nucleotides long. The record is from the annotation of a GenBank genome assembly. NCBI's taxonomy places the organism in Eukaryota, Metazoa, Platyhelminthes, Cestoda, Diphyllobothriidea, Diphyllobothriidae.
AUGUUUCUAGAGCGUCUGCCUGCAGAAGUUCAAACUAUCUUGGCAUCCGGUUCUCAAGAUCACACUGUCUCACAGCUGGCUGAAAUGGCAGAUCGAAUGAUAGAGGUGCAGCGGUUCCGGUCGCUUUCCGUUGCCCAGAUCUCCACAUCCUCAUCGACAGCGAAUGAGCAGUUAGUGAAGCAGGUGUCGGCCAUGGCGGAUGAGAUGACCUCCCUAAAACUACAGCUCGCACGCCUUGGUUCCAGUUGCUCACGCAGCCGUCGUCGUUCCCGUUCGCGACCUCGGACUGCCGAUAAUACUUGGCACCACACUAAUUUCGGCGUAAAGGCCCGUCGCUGCUCUUCACCCUGCUCUUUUAAGCCGAAACAGGGAAACCAGUCAGCCAGAGAAUAGACGAGACCGUUUUCUCUGGCUCUUCCGGCUCUGGUCGCACCUUCUAUGUUUGUGACACUGCUAAUCGCAGACGUUUCCUGGUGGAUUCUGGGGCCCAAAUCAGCGUUGUUCCCACAAUUGCGGCUGCUCAUCGUUUCCCUAAUCCUGGUCUUCACCUCCAAGCUGCCAGCUGUGCCCCCAUUCCCAUUUUUGUCACUCUGUCCCUCACCCUGAACUUUGGCCUUCGUCGGUCAUUCACCUGGGUCUUUGUCAUUGCUGAUGUCCCUCAUGCACUCCUCGGCUCGGACUUUCUUGCCGAGUUCGAUCUCCUUGUUGACUGCCGACGUGCCCGUCUCCUCGACCGCACAACCCGUCUGUCUGUUCGUGGACUAACUUCCUUUACUGCCCCCACCAGCUUAUCUCUCUUGGAUACAGCUACUGGUAGCCCCUUUCGGCGACUGCUUCUUACACACCCCAACAUAAUAAACCCCCAGUUUCGCAGUGGUGAGGUCCAACAUGAUGUUGUGCACCCUAUCCGCACCUCAGGUCCUCCCGUGUUUGCUUGGCCAAGAUGACUAGCACCGGGACGUUUCCAGGCCGCGAAGGCGGAGUUUGAACACAUGCGGCAACUGCGAAUAAGUCGGCCGUCCGAGAGCCCUUGGGCGUCCCCACUGCACAUGCUGCCCAAGGUGACAUCAGGCGAUUGGAGACCCUGUUGCGACUAUCGUGCCCUUAACAGCGCUACCAUUCCUGAUCGGUACCCCGUGCUUCAUUUUUAGGACUUUGCCGGAGCCCUUUUCUGCAAAGCGGUUUGCUCGAAGAUUGAUCUGGUGCGGGCUUUUCAUCAGAUUCCAGUCGCCCCUGAGGACAUCCCUAAAACCGCCUGCACCACACCCUCCAGUCUCUCCGAGUUCAUCCGCAUGCCGUUCGAUCUUCGUAAUGCCGCCCAAACGUUGCAGAUGUUCAUCAACCAUGUCUUCCAUGGUCUACCCUUUGUGUAUGCCCACAUUAAUGACCUCAUGGUGGCCAGCCGGAAUGAGGAAGAACACAAAGAGCAUCUUGCCUUGGUGUUUGACCGCCCUGACAAGUUUGGCGUUGUCAUCAAACCCUCCAAUUGCGUGUUUGGUGUGCCCUCGCUCGAGUUCCUCGGCCAUCCUGUCGACUCUGAAGGUUUGCGUCCCCUCACCUCCAAGGUUGAAGCAGUUCGUAAUUUCCCUCCACCAACUUCCAAGCGUCAGUUGCAGCGAUUCCUUGGCAUGGUCAGUUUUUAUCGCCGGUUCCUAUCGAACUGUGCUGACCUCAUGCUGCCGCUCACUAACAUGCUUUCUGGUCCCAAAGGUCCCCUCGAGCUGACUGGUGAAACACUGACUGCUUUUGAGAGAAUCAACAAUUCCCUUGCCGACGUCACCUUACUCACGCAUCUCGCUCCGAAGCUCAGCUGUCCGUGAUGGCAGAUGCUUCAACCGUAGCCGUGGGUGCAAUCUUUCAACAGCACUUUGCUGGUUCGACUCGCCCACUUGCUUUUUCUCUAAAAAGCUCUUACCAGCUGACACACGCUACAGUACCUUCGGCCGUGAACUACUUGCCAUUUACCUGGCUGUGAAGCAUUUCCGACAUUUCCUUGAAGGUCGGGACUUCACUGUUUUCACGGACCACAAACCGUUGACUUUUCCACUUCGGUCCCGCUCCGUUACGUACAAUUCGAGGGAAAUCGCCCACGUAGACUACAUCUCCCAAUCUACCAUUAACAUCCGCUACAUUGAUGGCACGAAGAAUGAGGUGACUGAUAUGUUGUCCAGACCCUCACUGUCUUCCCUCCAACUCUCACACGGGGUCGAUUUUUGCGCCUUGGCGGCUGAGCAACAGCGAGUCGGUUGUCUUGACGACGAGUCUGUUAGUGCUCUCCAACUCAAAGACGUUCCUCUGACCACCGGCUCUGGUAACAUACUUUGUGACAUCUCGACUCCCUUUCAUCACUCUUUCGUGCCCGCCUCGACGCGUCGAGCUGUGUUUCAAACUUUAAAUGGACUCUCCCACCCUGGGAUCCGAUCAUCUCAAAAGCUCCUUGCGGAAAGGUUUAUCUGGCCUGGCAUGAACAAGGACGUCAAAGCUUGGACUCGGUCGUGUCUGAGCUGCCAGCGCAACAAGGUGCAGCGUCACAACAAAUCCCCACCGGGCACUUUCCCCAGCCCCGACGCACGGUUCAGCCAUGUGCACCUGGACGUCAUAGGCCCCUUGCAUCCAUCCAAUGGUUUCACCCACCUCCUUACCUGUUUCGAUCGAUAUACCCGCUGGGCAGAAGCCAUUCUUUUGCCGAAUACGCAGGCUGAAACCAUCGUGAAGGCUUUCGUCAGUCGUUGGGUCGCCGUGUUCGGUGCCCCAUCCACGGUUACGACUGAUUGUGGUGCCCAGUUUGAGUUGGCACUCUUCCAAACACUACUCAAUGUCCUUGUCUACACACGCAUUCGGAUGACAGCCUACCACCCAGCUGCCAACGGUAUGGUUGAGCGUUUCCAUCACCAGCUAAAUCCCGCCCUGCGUGCCGUAGAAGACCCAGGAAACUGGUCGGACAACCUUCCUCUUGCACUCCUCGGCAUUCGCGCAGUCCUGAAGUCGGAUGUGGACUGUAGCGCAGCUGAAAUGGUCUUCAGCACUAUCCUCAGAUUGCCAGGCAAGAUGAUCACCUCAACCUCUCGUGGUGCCGACGAGACACCUGAAAACCUUGUGCACCGUUUGCAUCAAUUUAUGCGCUCGCUUUUCCCGGUUCCACCUCGAACUCCAAUGACUGAGUCUUAUGUCGAAAAAGACUUUGAAUUCUGUACUCAUGUGUUCGUCCACUGUGACCGUGUGUGGUAG